Messenger RNA from Aspergillus welwitschiae, 3447 nucleotides. RefSeq names its product purine and uridine phosphorylase. NCBI's taxonomy places the organism in Eukaryota, Fungi, Ascomycota, Eurotiomycetes, Eurotiales, Aspergillaceae. The record is from RefSeq and is a predicted model, not a curated record. The transcript is spliced from 3 exons. Gene Ontology annotation, molecular function: catalytic activity; ADP binding; protein binding. Gene Ontology annotation, biological process: nucleoside metabolic process. Bases 205 to 3147 code for a protein of 980 amino acids.
CCAAUUCCUGAUUGGUAGGCUAGUGAGGCUGAGGCUGACCAGCCUCAUUUCUCGAAACAGACCAUGGUGCAAAUAUUUGCUUAUCAUCUGCCAGUCUCCCAGUUGCCUAUACUAGGCAUGUCACUGACACUGACCACCCCCCUCCCGAUCACUAUUGCCCUUUCAUUCUCUCGUUGAGGGGGAAUCCUUACUUCUUCUGAGUAAAUGCGUACUAGAAAGCUCAACCACCGCGAUUACACGGUAGCAUGGAUCUGUGCGCUUCCCUUGGAAAUGGCCGCGGCGGAAGCGAUGCUGGAUGAGGUGCAUCCUGUCCCACCUGUUGACAAAUCCGAUCAAAACACUUACAUAGUGGGGGCCAUUCACCAACACAACGUUGUUAUCGCCUGUCUACCAUUCGGAGUAUAUGGUACCAUAUCCGCAGCGGUUGUCGCGAGCCAACUCCGCGCCUCCUUCCCGUCUGUCCGAAUUAGGUUAAUGGUCGGAAUUGGUGGAGGGGUGCCUGUAUCCGACAAUUCUUCAACGGAAGAUGAUAUUCGGCUGGGGGAUGUGGUCGUCAGCAAACCGUCGGGGACCUCAGGCGGAGUGAUCCAGUACGACUUUGGUAAAACCGGUCGAGAAGGCCGGUUUCAUCGAAUCUCGUGCCUCAAUAAACCUCCUCAGAUAUUGUUGACUGCCAUAGCAAAAUUGGAAGCCGGUCAUAUAGGACAUGAAAGCAGAAUUUCGGAUAUCCUGGCAAAUUUGCAGUCGAGGCAACCUGGUGUAGCUGCCAAGUUCAGAUAUCCUGGUCCGCAAUGCGACCAGCUUUUCCCUGCAGAGUAUGAGCAUUUCGAAGAGAGCAGUACGUGUGAGAGAUGCGAUCAAAGCAAACUCAUUGGUCGACAGGACCGAGCUUCAACACAUCCUAAGAUUCACUACGGGUUGAUUGCCUCAGGAAACCAGGUGAUGAAACAUGGAAUAACGCGAGAUCGCCUGGCAGAAGAAUUGGAUGUCAAAUGCUUCGAAAUGGAAGCCGCCGGGUUGAUGGAUCAUUUCCCCUGUCUAGUGGUUCGUGGGAUAUGCGACUAUUGCGAUUCGCACAAGAACAAGAGAUGGCAGCCAUACGCCGCGGCUACCGCCGCGGCCUAUGCGAAGGAGCUUCUCUCAGUGAUCCCGGGCGCUCCCAAGUCUGACGAAGGUAUAAACGAGCCGUUUCGGGUUCCAUUUGACUUGACAGGCAUCCCAGUCAUGAAUGGAUUUCUUGGUCGUCGGGGAGACUUACUCCGGUUGUGGAAUUGUUUACAGCCGGGAAAACGAAACCAGCGAAAGGUAGUGGUCAUUCAAGGACUUGGGGGGAUGGGAAAGACACAGCUGGCCGUUGAAUUUGCCCGACGUCACAAGAACGACUUUACAGCCGUUCUUUGGGUCAAUGGGCAGAGCAGAGAAACGGUUCUUCAUUCAAUGGUAUCGAUUCUGUCGAGGCUGCCUGGUAUACAAGGAUUCAAAGAUGAAUUUGCGGAGGAAAGCAUUGAGGAAAAGGCCAGCCAUACUCUCCGCUGGCUUAGCAUGAAUGAAAAUUCCAAGUGGCUACUUGUGUUUGACAAUGUGGAUCAUGACGGUGAAAAUAUUUGCGACUCCUUCCCACCGGCUGACCAUGGAUCAAUUUUGAUCACUACCCGCCAUGCGAAGCUGGCACGACUUGGUAAUUACCAGCAGAUCAGGCGACUUCUCACUGAAGAAGCGAUGCAGCUUCUGGUGAACUGCUCGGGAUAUGAGAUUGCACGUGAGAAAUUCGCCCCAACAGUCAACAACGAAGCAAAAGACCUCGUCAAUCGACUGGGGUGCCUACCCCUUGCUAUCGUAAUGGCCGGCUCCUACAUUCACGGUACCGGAAUAAGCUUCCGGAAUUACCUGCGCCAUUAUGAACAGUCGUGGAAAAGAAUGCAACAGACGACCACAGCCCACCUCGAAUACUCGAACGGGAACCUCUUGACAACAUGGAAGAUUUCCUACGACGAAGUACGCAAAAGAAAUGCAGCGGCUGCGAACUUACUGCUGCUUCUUUCUUACUUCGAUAAUCAAGACGUCUGGUUCCAGCUGAUAAGGAGUGGAAAUAUUGCAAUUUGCAGUGUAAUUCCCCAGUGGUUCCAAAGUAUAGUUUCAGACGAAGCAAGCUUUCUCGCCAACGUCAAUUUGCUGAUUUCAUUUUCUUUGGUGGAGUCAAAUCCGCAAUGUUCCAGCUACUCCGUGCACCCCGUGGUUCACGACUGGUGUCACUACGAACUACUGGGCGAACUGGAUCAGCCCACGCGUAUGCAACUUAGAAUGACCGCCCUUGCUGCAAUCGGACAUGCCGUGCCCUCGGUCGGUGAGAAGCAACACUGGGUUUUGCAGCAGCGCGUCCUCCCCCACGCCAACCGGAUGCUGGCUUGCCUUUCAAAGAGCCCUUCAAUACCACAGGAGCCGGCACUGAUCCAAGCCCUUCAUAACUUGGGGCUUCUAUACAAAAGUCAACGAAAGCCGAACGAGGCCGAGCAAAUGUACCAGCUUGCUCUGACCCGGCUGGAAACUUCGGCCGGGCUCAAUUACCCCCUGGCAUCCCGACUCCAAAUCAUCAACAAUCUCGCCAAUCUUUAUCGCAAUCAGAAGAGAUUCCACCAUGCAGAGAGUCUAUAUUUGCGUGCUCUGGCUGGAUUUGAGGAGACGCAAGGACCGCGGAGUGAGUCCAUUCUGGCAAUUCUUGGGAACCUGGGAAAUCUCUACAGCGAUCAAAGAAAAUUCGCGGAGGCAGAGGAGGUGUAUCGCAGAGCAUUGACGGGAUUUGAAAAUGCUCUUGGCCACAAUAGCUCUUCGACGCUCAAAAUCGUCCUCAAUCUGGGGACUCUUUACACUGACCAAGGUAAAUGGAAGGAAGCCAAACAGAUGUUUCGCCGGGCAGUGAAUAGUCUUCACAGGACUCUAGAUUUCAAUGACCCGGCAACUCUGACGGUGGUUGUGAACAUAGGGGAUCUUUGCAUCAAAUCCGGGAAGUCCAGAAAGGCGAAGCGAAUCUACGAGGAUGCGUUGUUUCGAUAUGAGAAGGCCCUGGGUCCAGAACAUGAUUUUACGAAAAAAUUAGCACGGAAUUUGCAGAGGCUAGGAUCUAGAUUGAGAAAGUCGGGUAGGCAAUAGAUUAAGAAGAAGGAAAGAUAUUGUUUGCCACAGCCACAAAGAUAGGAAAAUAACAAUAGAAUGAAAUGAAUAAAGCGGUAGAUGAGGAUAAUGUGGCUGUGCAAAUCCGCAUCCUCGAACAGGGAUCGGGCAGGUACUUAGUGCUGCAUAACAGUCCCAGUCAGGCUGACACGCCACAGAUAUUGGGCGGUGAAAGUGGAAUGCAGCCUGACAGCCUCACAGAGCUAAAUGACGUGGACAAGUGUGAUCAGCUCAGCCUUUCACUGGAAAUUCGAAAGCAAGAGAUUUAAUAAUAAGCGC